Molecule: messenger RNA, 1460 nt
Organism: Larimichthys crocea (large yellow croaker)
Lineage: Eukaryota; Metazoa; Chordata; Actinopteri; Sciaenidae
Gene: rasl11b
Product: RAS-like, family 11, member B
Exons: 4
Coding region: 176-913 (245 amino acids)
Molecular function (GO): GTPase activity; GTP binding
Source: RefSeq, a predicted model, not a curated record
GUGCGCCUCUCUGCAGCAGCAUUCAGUCCGCGCGCUGCUUCCUCCUCCUCUCUCGUGCGCAUCUCUCCUGCUGAUUUUCACUUGAAGACGCUCGAGGACUCAGAGGAUUUACUUCACCUGUUUGAAACUCUGAACCACUUUGGACGGGAUUGACAAAGAAGAGGAGACAAAUAAAAUGCGUCUUAUCCACAACAUGACGACCAUUGCGGAGUAUCCAACACCCGAAUACUCGGUGCCAAACCGGGUCAUUAAAAUGGCUGUGAUAGGAGGCGGCGGAGUUGGGAAAACCGCGCUCGUGGUGAGAUUCCUAACGAGGCGCUUCAUUGGAGACUAUGAGAGAAACGCCGGUAAUCUGUACUCCAGAGAAGUCCAGGUUGAUGGAGAGCAAGUGACCAUCCAGGUUCAGGACACUCCUGGUGUGGAGAUGACCGACAAUGGCAUCAGUCUACCUGAUCAUGUGACCUGCUCCAUCCAGUGGGCCGACGCCGUGGUGCUGGUGUACUCGGUGACAGACCGCCGCAGCUUCGAUUUGAUCGAUCAGCUGCACCAGCUGGUUGUCCGUGCAGGCGGUGCAAAUAUGCCCCCGGUAAUCCUGCUGGCCAAUAAGGCGGAUCUGCUCCACCUGAGGCGGGUCGACUCGCAGCAGGGCCCCUUGCUGGCGGGAACACUGGGCUGCUCUUUCUAUGAAGUAUCAGCCAGCGAGGACUACAGCCAGGUGCACACGGCUUUCCACAGGCUGUGCUGCCAGCUAGCCAAGCAGCCGCCUCCGGCCUCCAACAACUCCGCCAGCACUGCCACGGAGAAGAGGCGCUCCACCCUCAUCCCCCGGCCAAAGUCUCCCAACAUGCAAGACCUGAAGAGGCGCUUCAAGCAAGCGCUGUCGGCGAAAGUCAGGACUGUCACCUCCGUGUGAAGAGGGAGGCUGGAAAUUGAAAAAAGUGGUCCAGAGUGGCAAACGCAUUGAAGGUGGAAGAAGACAGAAGAUUCAUGCCUCUACACUGACAUCCUGUAUCAGUUUGACUGAAACGGCAGGUGUGAAAUAAACAGUGGUAGCCGGAGGCGGCUGAAUCUUUACAGAGGUCGUGACCUCUGAAUGGGCGGGUUUGUGUCCUGUCAGAUACCGUGUGCGAGGAGGGGCAGCGAGGAGGUUCAUCUGUCGAGGAGUCGACACAGAAGCAGCAGCGCGAGGCUGACUGAACCUCACUCAGACUCUCUGCAUAUAAAACUGUAAAUCAAGCUGUCCUGGCAACAGCAGCUCUGAAGGACUCUGCUGCUUUAUUUUUAGCUGCGCUGCCCAUUGUGGCGCUUCUUUAUUCAGAACUGCCACUACAUAGCACCGCUGAGUGCCGGUAUUAGUAUAGCAGCUACUUGAGCCAGGGCACUGUGCAGCCGUGUGUUUGUUUGUGUACUCUCAUACGUGUGUGACAAUAAAUGCAGUGUAUAUAUAUAUUUUUUUGCAG